Molecule: messenger RNA, 228 nt
Organism: Suillus subaureus
Lineage: Eukaryota; Fungi; Basidiomycota; Agaricomycetes; Boletales; Suillaceae
Exons: 1
Source: RefSeq, a predicted model, not a curated record
GGCUGCAAAAACCCUCACAAAUGUGCAGCCACUGCGAGAGAAAUCCUCAGCAAACUGGCACCAAAAUAUGACACAAAAACAAAACCAAAAAGAGACGAACUCUCACUGACCCACCAUAGAAAAGAAAAAAACUCACAAGCCCAUGAAAGCAGGAAUGGAGAGAUACUCUUCAACUCCACCACAAUGAUAAGAACAAGCCUGAAAGACUGCUUCAGAGUAUUCACAGAC